Molecule: messenger RNA, 779 nt
Organism: Pararge aegeria (speckled wood butterfly)
Lineage: Eukaryota; Metazoa; Arthropoda; Insecta; Lepidoptera; Nymphalidae
Exons: 3
Coding region: 1-438 (145 amino acids)
Source: RefSeq, a predicted model, not a curated record
AUGGCAAGUGCGGUUUGGUACGACAAGUGGGAGCGGGGCGGGGGCGCGGGCGGCGGCGGCGCGGGGGGCACGUGGCCGGGGCGCGAGCCGCGCGACGGCCACGACGCGCGCGCCGCCGAACCGCGCGAGGUGCGAGACCGCGAGCGCGAGCGCGACCGCGAGCGCGAGCGACAGGCGCGCGCCCACCAGAUGUCCAACGCGCGCCCCGCCGAGCCCGACGCCUCGUCGCUCUUCCCUGCGCCUUUUAGGGUGUCUGGCGACAGGGAUCGCGUGAGCCAGCAGAUCCAGACAAAGCUAGGCGACUACCGGCUAGCGCAAACGCUGAUCGAGGACCCCAGCAAGUCGAUCGGUAUUUGCGCCGAGCCCGCCAGCCCCGCACCCUGUGAGUACCUAGCUUUACUUUUAUCUUAUACCUACUCGAAUUUAUACUAUGCUUAGACGAUUUUCGAACGAAUUAUAUACUUUUAUUGUAAAAAACGUACCGGAAUAUACCUCUUUCUCUGCUACCUUUUGUAUUUAUACUUGUCACUAUAAUCAACCGAAUAUCGGCUUAAAGGACACAAUGCUCCUCUUAGAAUGAGAAAGGUUAAGACAUGAAGUAGUACACCACGUUGGCCAAAUACUGAUUGUUGAACUUCUCACGCCUUUGAUAACAUUAUGGAGAAUUCUCAAACAUGCAUAUAUCCUUAUGAUGUUUUCCGUUACUGUUAAGGCAAGUGAUAUAAUUGCUUACAAUUAACAUUUGUCCGAAAAGUUAAGAGUUGCGUGCCGGGUAUCGA